AUGUCUACAGACUCAACAAAAAGCAGAACUCUCAUUGCGUGUCUUGGAGAUGAAGAUACAAUCACUGGUAUGCUACUCGCUGGUAUAGGACAAGUAACGAAAGAAACAGGUAAGGAGAGAAAUUUCCAAAUGUGCACAGAAGAUACAAAAACUGCAGACCUUUUAUCCAAGUUUGAAGAGUUUACCACAAGGGAUGAUAUUGCAAUUCUUCUAAUCAAUCAACAUUUAGCCGAUAAAAUAAGAUAUGAAAUCGAUUCUUACACAGCAGCAUUCCCAGCAAUUUUAGAAAUCCCCUCAAAAGAUCAUCCUUACGAUCCUGAGAAGGAUUCUGUCUUGAGAAGAGUAAGAAGAUUGUUUGGCGAUUCUUAA
Molecule: messenger RNA, 369 nt
Organism: Pichia kudriavzevii
Lineage: Eukaryota; Fungi; Ascomycota; Pichiomycetes; Pichiales; Pichiaceae
Exons: 1
Coding region: 1-369 (122 amino acids)
Biological process (GO): proton transmembrane transport
Cellular component (GO): fungal-type vacuole membrane; proton-transporting V-type ATPase, V1 domain
Molecular function (GO): proton-transporting ATPase activity, rotational mechanism
Source: RefSeq, a predicted model, not a curated record